AUGGAGCUUAACACGGCACAGUCUCUACUGUUACUUGGAGCAGCAGGUACGGGUAAAACGUAUCUAUUGAAACAAAUUGUCCAAGCACUGAAAAGUGAAGGCAAAUCUGUGGCACUUACUGCCACAACUAGAAUUGCCUGUUGUUUAUAUGACGAUGCAUCAACAAUUCAUAGGUGGUCAGGCAUUAGUGACGGUCGGCACGAUGUAUCGGAAAUAAGAAAGGUGAUAGAAAAUAAUGUUCAGUUCGUUGAAGUGAGAAAAAGAAUAACCCAGACUGAUGUUUUAGUGACUGAUGAAUGCUCAAUGUUGAGCAAAAGACUGUUUGAAUAUCUUGAUGAAGUGUGCAAAUUGAAGGACCAAAAGCAUUCCUUUGGUGGUAUUCAGUUGGUACUAUCCGGUGACUUUACUCAACUGCCACCAGUUCCCAACCAGUUAUAUGGAGAAGAAGGUGAAUUUUGUUUUGAGAGUAAACUGUUUGAAAAUAUCUUGCCACACAGGGUCACACUGACUGAAGUAAGACGCCAAUCAGAAAAAGAUCUAAUAAAAGCCAUACAUGAGGUUGCGAAUGGAAAUGUGACUAAAGAAACUGAAACUUUUAUUCAUGGAUUAAGCCGACCUUUGCCUUGUGAUACUGAAUCUAUUACAUUAUUUGCUAGAAAUGAGCAAGUUGAUGAAUACAACCGGAAUAGAAUUAUUGAAUUUCCUGGACAGUUUGAAUUCCAGUCUUCAGAUGAAGGUGAUCAGAAGCAUCUUAACAAAAUAUUAGCUCCUAAAACACUUCGGCUUAAAAAGGGUGCACUAGUUAUAUUGCUUCAUAACCUGUCGGAUAAACUGGUUAAUGGUCUGUGUGGUCACGUAUAUGAUAUCUGCGAAACAGGACCAGUAGUAGAAUUUAAAUUUCCUACUUUGAGCAUUAAAGUACAACUUGAAAAGUUGAGAUUUUCAGUUUUCAGUCCAUCAAGAAACACUGAUGUGGCCAUAAGACUUCAGUAUCCAGUAAAACUGAGCUUUGCUAUGAGCAUACACAAGUCACAAGGCUUAACACUGGAAAGUUUGGAAAUUGAUUGUCGCCAGAUCUUCAAGCCGGGAAAACUUGGCGUUGCUCUUGGUCGAGCUCCGGAAACAAAGGGUCUACUAGUGAUCAACUUUAAUGCAAAACAAAGCGUAAUCCCUCAGCCUGCUAGUGUCCUGAAUUUCCUGCAAAAAUUCAUCUGCUGA
This is a messenger RNA of Mercenaria mercenaria, 1218 nucleotides long. RefSeq lists its product as uncharacterized. Lineage: Eukaryota; Metazoa; Mollusca; Bivalvia; Venerida; Veneridae. Gene Ontology annotation, biological process: telomere maintenance; DNA repair. The record is from RefSeq and is a predicted model, not a curated record. Bases 1 to 1218 code for a protein of 405 amino acids. Gene Ontology annotation, molecular function: DNA helicase activity. The transcript is spliced from 3 exons.